Molecule: messenger RNA, 261 nt
Organism: Alternaria burnsii
Lineage: Eukaryota; Fungi; Ascomycota; Dothideomycetes; Pleosporales; Pleosporaceae
Exons: 1
Coding region: 1-261 (86 amino acids)
Source: RefSeq, a predicted model, not a curated record
AUGUGUCGGAUUGUGCGCUGGCGACACACUCACCUUAUAUAUGACAAUUGUUUCACUCUAUGCCGAUACAGCACGCCCUCUUUUGAGUCAAGCAUGACGGCCUGUUUGAGACCCUCACCUCCAAGAAGGGAGGACGAUAAGAGGAUUGGAAUGAGCGAGCUUGCUGAAGUUGACGAGCUGUACAACCAAAAGACUGCGCAAUGGAAGCGUGAUGCGCGUGCAAAAGAGAGGAGAGAGCGCGACCAGCUGAAGGCUGAGUAG